AUGAAGGCCCUCGUAUACCAGGGGGAUGGCAAGUGUGGGCUUGAAGACCGCUCCGUGCCAAAGAUCAAGGACCCGUCGGAUGCGAUCGUGAAAGUGGUGUUUACGACGAUAUGCGGGACCGACACGCACAUCCUGCACGGGGAUGUCCCGACGUGCAAACCGGGCACGAUCCUCGGACACGAAGGAGUCGGCGUUGUCGAAGAGCCCGGCUCGGGCGUAGCCCGCUUCAAAAAGGGCGAUCACGUCCUCAUCAACUGCAUCUCCAGCUGCGCAACGUGCAGCUACUGUCGCCGGGGCAUGCAUAGCCACUGCGUCAACGGGGGCUGGAUCCUCGGCCACACCAUCGACGGCACGCAGGCCGAGUAUGUCCGCAUCCCGUUCGCGGACAGUGGGCUGCACCACGUGCCCAAGGGCGUCGACGAAAAAGCUUUGGUGAUGCUGUCCGACAUCUUCCCGACGGGGCUGGAAUGCGGCGUGCAAAACGGCAAGGUCCAGCCCGGGUCGACGGUCGCGAUCGUGGGCUCCGGCCCCGUCGGUCUGGCCGCGUUGAUGACCUCGAAGCUCUACUCGCCCAGUCUGGUGAUCAUGAUCGAUCGGGACCCUAGCCGGUUGAAGGUCGCGAAGAGGCUCGGGGCGGACCGCACGGUCAACAGCGCCGAGACGGACCCAAUGGAAGUUGUGAUGAAACUCACCGACAAUGUCGGCUGCGAUACGGUCAUGGAGGCCGUGGGCGUGCCCGAGACGUUGGAGAUGGCGCAGGAUCUCGUCGCGCCCGGCGGCACGGUCGCCAACGUCGGCGUGCAUGGCAAGAGCUGCGUGUUGAAGAUCGAGAAGCUGUGGAGCCAGAACAUCUCGCUGACGACCAGGUUGGUCGACACGGUCACCACGCCUAUGUUGUUGAAGCUCUUUGCCGCGGGCGGCAUUCAGCCGGGACAGCUGAUCACGCACGAGUUUUCGUUCGCAGACAUGGAACAGGCGUACACGACGUUCAAGGCCGCGGCGCAGCACGACGCGCUGAAGAUGUUGAUCAAGGUGUGA
Messenger RNA from Cladophialophora yegresii CBS 114405, 1038 nucleotides. RefSeq names its product alcohol dehydrogenase. Gene Ontology annotation, molecular function: oxidoreductase activity; zinc ion binding. NCBI's taxonomy places the organism in Eukaryota, Fungi, Ascomycota, Eurotiomycetes, Chaetothyriales, Herpotrichiellaceae. The record is from RefSeq and is a predicted model, not a curated record. Bases 1 to 1038 code for a protein of 345 amino acids. The transcript has 3 exons.